AGUAAGUAACUCCUCAGCGAAGUAAAAAAUGAAUUUCGUAAAUGCUUAUAUAGUCCUUGUGGCCUAUGUAUAUCGGCAGCAAAUUCCGAUCCUUUAACCUCUAUACAGAUAAAAGAGAAAAUCAAGACAACGACGGAUACACUAACCUCUAUUGAUAAGCUUUUGCUUGACUUGGAGGCUCGUCGAGAGUCCUUACAGCAGAUGAAGGAAUCUUUCAGCCAAGAAAGGGCCGACAUCUACCCCACUUCCUGUCUGUCUACGGACAACCAAAACCGCUCAAGUCUUAUGGUGCAGGUCCCGGGGCACCCUGGUUUUUAUGUUGCCUGCGAUACUUCCCAGUUGGCCGAACUGGGCUGGUUGGUCAUUCAGAGGCGCAAGAGCGGCAAGGUUAAUUUUUUUGGAGACUCCCUAAGCUACCACAAGGGACAGGCGUUUUCCACAUACGAUCAGGACAAUGAUAAAUCCGGUAACACAAACUGCGCCCAAUUCCAUGUCGGAGCUUGGUGGUACAACAAUUGUGCUCAGAGUAAUCUAAAUGGUCAACAUGUCGACAUUUUUGGCAAAUUACCCGAAGACAAGGCGCGAUUGAUUACCUGGAAUUCAUUUAACACGAGUUCUCAUUUCUCAUUUGUUCAAAUGAUGAUUCGUCCCAAAUUCGGAUGUUUUUAGAUAUUUAAGGAGAGACUUUCUAUGUCAUGGAAUGCAAAUCAAAGUUUACAUUGAUAUAUUAAAAAAAUAUUGUGCAAACCUUAUGUUUUUAUUAGUAUAAUAAAAUCUUAAAUUUCACCGCCAAUUGCUCUGACAAUACUCUACUUAAAAGUUCA
Molecule: messenger RNA, 824 nt
Organism: Drosophila rhopaloa
Lineage: Eukaryota; Metazoa; Arthropoda; Insecta; Diptera; Drosophilidae
Product: fibrinogen C domain-containing protein 1-A-like
Exons: 4
Coding region: 202-669 (155 amino acids)
Source: RefSeq, a predicted model, not a curated record